Messenger RNA from Aquila chrysaetos chrysaetos, 7088 nucleotides. RefSeq names its product MAX dimerization protein 4 (gene MXD4). The coding region runs from base 51 to 743 and encodes 230 amino acids. NCBI's taxonomy places the organism in Eukaryota, Metazoa, Chordata, Aves, Accipitriformes, Accipitridae. The record is from RefSeq and is a predicted model, not a curated record. The transcript has 4 exons. Gene Ontology annotation, molecular function: DNA-binding transcription factor activity, RNA polymerase II-specific; protein dimerization activity; RNA polymerase II cis-regulatory region sequence-specific DNA binding. Gene Ontology annotation, biological process: regulation of transcription by RNA polymerase II.
GCACGGCACGCGUCUCCUACCCCAUUGGCCCCUUCCCCGCCCUCAUUUGCAUGGCGCCCCGCACGCCAAUCGGCGGCGGCUACCUGCUUAACAUGCAAGAAGCCGGCCACUCAGCGAGCGCGGGGGCCGGGCCACCACGUGCUGUUGCUAAGCUUCGGCUUCUAAAUUGUUACUAUAGUGGCCAGCCAAUCGGAGGGGGAGAUGGGGAUCUGUCAACAUUCCCUGCCCCAGCCAGGGGAAAAGGGGGGGUGCGCUGCCUGCCGGUUGGCCCGGCUGCCGCCCCGCGUCCCGCCCCCGCGCCGAAUCGCCGUUCCCUAUUGGCGGCGCGGGCCGCCCGUCGCCUGUGUGUCAAAUGUAGGUUGAGAGAGGUGCCUUAUAACCGGGGGCUUGGAAGUCCCCCGCGCGUGAACUCGGCGCGGUGCGCGACGCGGGGCGACGGGGGGCUCGGGGCUCGGCUCGGCUCGGCUCGGCUCGGCACAGGCAGCCAUGGAAUUGAACUCUCUGUUAAUUCUCCUGGAAGCGGCCGAGUACUUGGAGAGAAGAGACCGAGGUCGUCACACAACGAACUAGAAAAACAUAGUAUGCCUAAAGUGCAGUUAAUUUUCAUCUUGCAUAGUUUGUUUGCAGAUGGGCUCCUUAGCUGUAGGAAGUCUCCUGGGGUACGCUGCUCUGAAGGUGCACACAGAGAGCUGCCGAGUACAAAAGGUGCCCAUCGUUGCAUUGGCUUUCGGUUCCCCGGCUGAGCAGCGCUGUGGCACCCUCACUGCAGCAUCGCUGCCUUUCACUUAUCAUUCAGGCAGCCGGACAAACUCUCUUUCGGGUAGUUUUUUGUUCUUUUUUGUGUAGCUUGUGGUCUUUCGGGUUUCAUGCAUCCAAAGAAAGCAAGGGGUGUAUGUGUGAAUAUGACUUAAACCUAUUUGCAUGCUUCUAAAUACCUGAAACAUGGUUGAUGGCACAACAAGAUUGAACUCACUGGUGGGGGGGGGGGGGGGUUGUGUGUUGUUCUGUGGCCGCAGUUAUGUAGCAGCUAGACCAUCACUUCCCUUGCAUGCCUACAUGCUUUCCUGUAGUUUAAUUGUAAUAUGAGUAAACUGUAGCCCUGCCUAAUAGCCACGUGGUCAUCCUAGAGAUGAGAGGAACUGGGGAAGGCUCAAGCUCACAAACACAGGCCUGGGCUGCGGAAUGCAGUGCAUUGGCUAAGGCAGUGAAAUCAGCUGGCAGAAGUUCUGCUGACAGAGUCUUCAGGAAAAUAACUUGAUGCAAAAUUCUGUCCUUCAGUCACAAUUCUUUAAAAGAAGAAAAAAAUCUUUGGCCCCAACUGUGCUUCUUUCUCACUCUCAUUUUUUUUCCAUCCUCUUUCUAGAUACCCUGUUCCAUUUCUUCCUUUUCCCCUGCUCCAUCAUUACUGACUUGUUGUCAUCCAAACUGCAUAUUCCUUUUUUUUUUUCUUCCAGUCAUUUUUCUAACCCAAGCAUGGAGUUGCCUCUUCUUCCCUCUGCUCUGCCUUAACAUGUUUAAGCAGCACGGUAAAUGAAGUACAGCAGUAUUUGCAGCAGAUGCAAGGGCAGAAGAAGGAUCUAUUAAUUGUUCAAUCUCUGUUCUCACUUUCAGUUCUGUGUUGUAUCUUUGUAGUAGCUAGAGCAUAUAGCAUUUGCCUUACUACCUUUUCUUUUUCUGCCAUCUCAAGGUCAAAAUAGGUAAACUGCCAGGUAUGUCUUGUGAUUAUACAACUAAUAUUUGUAACUGCUGCCACUUGCUGUACCUCUACAGUUAGACUAUACUUGAAGCCAGGUUUUUAUUAUUCCUGGUGAGAACCUGCGAAUUAGUACAAGAUCCUUUUAUGUGCAAAUGGGUGUUCACAAAAGCAGGUGAGGUGUAUACAGUUCUAGUCACCUAAUGUAUUGGUGUGAAGGACUCUUGUAAUUUAUUUUUUUUUAACAACCCCCUCCUCCAGCACUGUGGGUGUAUGAGCUGAUAAUACCAACUGUACUGUUUUUCACUCUGUUUUACUAAAAUUGCAUUAAAAUCCAUCAAGCAUCUUGCAAAGUUUGAUGGAAGAUUCCCAGCCAUAGUGUGUCCCUGUAGCAGCUGGUCCUUGCAGCAGAGCCCAUCCUCUCCCCCCAGCGCAGCCCUGCCCUGCUGGCUCUGAAGCACUGGAUGUUGAUUUUGGAGGUGUAUUCUUUCCAGGACCAUCACCUUUGACUCACCACUGCCAUGAGGCUUCUGGCUGAGGCACACUUGGUUAUCUCACAGGAGCCCGUCAAGGAGGAAGAAAGGAGAUGGCCGCUCAUAUCCUCCUCCUUGCCCAGUCCCUCAUGUGGUGUCUGUGGGCUGGACUGAGCGCUGGAGGGCAGGGAAAUGGCUUCCUCAUUUACAGGGCCUUUGUGUCCUGGAUGAGGGUGGCCAGAGCUGCCACUAACCAGAAAGCCAUAGCAGCCGUGUACUGGUACACAGUGCUGUUCAGGUUCUGCAUUGGUGUUGCACGUAAGAGGUUUUAUCUCUGGUUUUGAUGUCAGUGGGAAUGGCAGUGGUUGAUCUCUCUGUGUGUGCAGACUCAGCCGUUUGGCACCACUACUUUAAUUUGCAUUUUCUACUGCUGGGUCUCUUUUCUCUAUGCUCUUGAGGGGAUGCUCAGAGAAAGACAAAUGGAAGCAGAGACAUAAUUCCAACAAGAAGUCUCGUUAUAUGAUAGAAUUCAGACUACAAUUAUGGUAAAGUGUUUGUCAGCAAUUCAUACAUAAAAUUCCUUUUUCUCUGCUUUAAGUCUCCCUGGAAUACACUGCUCAGAACUUCAGUGUUUGUUCAUUAUAGUGAAACUCUGUAAGGACUCAUCCCUCUAAUGGCAGUCCUGUUUUCAUCCUGUGAUUAAGGUUUGCAUCUCAGAGCCAUGAAACAGGAAACCCCCUAAAUAAAAAGUAGGAACGGAGGAAAUCUUCUAUCCUAAGGACAAAUGAGGUUCUAGAAGAUAUUUUAAUAAUUACAGACAGGUCAAUCAGAAUGGUACUCAGAUAUAACUAGUUCCUAAUGACAAAUAUAUACAUAUAUAUUCAUGUAUAUUAUUUUUUAAUACUGUUUCCAGCCAGAGCAUUAUAUCAGUAGGCUUUCACAGAGCAAUGUAAAUAGCAAGUACAUUGGUAAUCAAGACUUUUUGCAAGGCAGUCUUUAAAUCAACCUAACCUGACAGCUGUAGAGAGGAAUUCAACUUUCAUAGUGUAAAAAAACCAAGAAUCCAUGAGAGACUCAAGCUUCUUAAAAAGACACGCAUAAUCUCAUUUAUUUGCAUCAAUUUAUACUAGUUCUGCAUUACAAUGUAAAAACAAAGCUAUAUUGGCUUGAAGAUUGUACUGAGAUCUUCACACUGCUCUGUGAAGGCGGUGAGUCAUCUGCCCUCUGCUAUUCAUGUGUGGACUUGUCCCCCCAGCUUGCGCAGGACUGGGGGAGGGAGUGACACCUCCCUGCCGUGGUCCAUCCUUUCUUGUCAGAAGCAAAUGGAGCCCUGAUGAGGGAUACUGGGACCAACCCAUCAGGACUCCUUUGGUGACAAAGUCAUUUCACUCCUGCCGGGCCAUGAGGAGCUCUGCUGUAGGAGGAGUUCAAGAUCAUGUCCUUUCUAUGGCAAAGUCUUUGAAAAUAGCCUGUGAAACCGAAUGAUUUUAAAGAACAGCUUUUAAGCAUUAGUGAGGAAAUUAAUAAAAGUGUGCCUCAAAAUCAGCAAGCCACAUGCUGCUGUCCCCAAACUGGCACCGUGUGAGCUGAAAGAGUGCCUUGGCUGGGUGACCAUGGUACAGCUUGAUCUAGAUGGACGGUUAUCUCCUGCCUCUAUCAAACCAUUUGUAUUAUUCUCUGUGGGGUUUUCCUGUUUUUUUUUUAAUCAAGAAGGGGGAAGGGACAGAUCAGCAGUGGUAAAAGUUGUCCUGCCUGCAUUCCACAAAGUAGUAAACUGCUGGCAAGCAAUGGGAGUAUAAUUAGAAGAGGGAGCUGAUUAAUGUCUUUGGGCAGGAUGGACUGGUGAUCUUGAGCAUGACAGUGCUCAGCACUGCAGCAUCUGACUUGCAAUUGCUCUCCUGCUUGGAGGAAUCAACAGAUCCCAUCCCAGGUCCCCAGGCGUAGGUUUGACAAAAGCUGGUGAGCUGAGCCGGGUGGACGUAAAAAGCAAGCAUUGCUGUUGGGAGAGGUGGGCUCUAGGGGCAUUUUCCUGCUUUCCUAUGGAAGUUGCUCCAAGAAGGAGAAGUGCACAAGUGUUUAGCUCAAUCACUGGGUAUCAGGUAGGACAGGGAACAGUCCUCUCUUGUUCAGGGCUCACUAGUUUGUAUUGCAGCAACCUGAGACUGCUGUGGAGAUGGCCUGGAUCAGUUGAGUGGGACAGCCCUGAAUUUUUAGAAGUGCAAGAACAAGAUGGGGAAUACAUGAGACACAGUGACUUGCAAAACCUUUUAGAGGGACAAACCUUUCCUUCUUCCCAAAUGAGUCUAAUGUAUGCAUUGUUUACAGCGAGCGCUGAUCAGGGGGAGAUUGAAAGUGUUCCCAUGCAUGCAGAAGGCAAUGCUGACCUGAGGUUUGGGUAAUGCAUUGUGUAGUCCUUAAACCUAAAAUCUUGCCAGAAAAAGGUUGUUCUAUUGCAUCAUAAUGUGUAUGAAGUAGAUAUCUGUACAUAAAUGUAGGUUUUGAUGAAAAAUAUAUAUUUUGAUGGGAGCAUUAUGACAUACAACAUUAGCUGAGAAAAUAAAUAGAGUAGGUGCCUCUGAAGUUAAGUUCUAAUAGAUAGUCAGUUUUCUUAUGAAGGAAGUGCAGAUGCCAGGAGCACAGUUACAUUCAUUAGUACAUUAAUUUCACCCACCAGAGUUACUUGGAGUUUAAAGUUUCUAUAAGCUGCGAGAGUGCACAGAUGGAUGUCUUGAAAUUCUCUGUGUGGUUCUUCGUGUUACUAAAUUGCAGGGUUAAUGGAAAGCAUGUAAUUGCCAGUUGCUGAUAAACUUGGAAGUUUUGAAACAGAACUGAAAGGUCAUUGAAAUAAUAGCGUACCAAAACAGUGCUUAAUGUUUAUUUUUAUUAUGGGCUGCCUUUUCAAAAUUGCACAUUACCAUUGCAGUUAGUGCUGUUAUGCAGCAUAAAGAUAAAACUGCAUUGAUCCAUCACGUUGAAUGGGUACAGUGCCACCACUAGCUGAGGAAACCCCCUAACUGGUGCUGGAGGUAAAGUACUUCCAGGGAAAGAUCCCCCAGUAUGCGUCUUGCUGCUGUGCUUCCAUCAGGACUUUAACCCAGCACGUUUGCGUGCUGCUCCUGCUGGGUCCUGCUUCCUGCUGGCACAGGAGGGAGGGGAGAAGCUUGCUUCUUCAGCCAGUUCAUUUUCCUGACCCAGCUCACUGUCACAGGCACACCCUAGUGCCAGCACAGAGAGAGGGUGGGAUGGCUUCUUUGAGUGACAGUAUUAAUUUACAGUACAGAGCAGUACAGUUCACUUCUUUGUCAGUUUAAUAUUUCUCUUAAGCAUCCAGUUUUGGCCACUAUUGUCUGGAGAGUGCUGCGCUGGAUGGGUCUUACUGACCUGGUACAGAUCUCAUUGUUAUAAUGGGUCUAUAAAAACUGCUGCCAUUUCUAGGACGUGUCCAGAUUGUACAUAAACCAUCCAGAUAAUAUGGCUGCUACAUUAGUGGUGGGAACCAUGUCGUCUUACUAGCAGAAUUUAACUUCCUUUCUUCUGGUUUUCUCGUCAACUAAGGAACUUUUUACACCAUCUGGUUGGUGUGAAGUGGUUUAUUGCAAUUCAAGUGAAUUGCAAUAAACAUACCUUUGCACUGCUUAAGCAAGGUAAUGUCUUAAGAGUCUGACUUGCUUUUUGUGAGUUGACAGCCACCAUGAUUUAGGCAUCUGCUCCCCCCCAGCUAUGACUGCCUCCCUGAGGAUGCUAACUGUGGUGGUCAGGCAAAUGGUGUUGCCUCAGCCAGUGCAAGGCUGAGUCUCAGCUCAAACCCCCUUUUACCUGUAAUUUAACCUGAGGUUUCCAACAGAGGAGGAAAGUAUAUGGUGGUAUUUGUGUCUUAAAUUGCUGUAAUCAAGUUUUUUUGUGGAGCUUGUUUAGCAAAGUCUAUAAAGAAGUGGACCCACAGAACUGAAAAUUUAAUCGUAUGCUUUUGUUGAAAUGUCCCAUGUUUCUGAGUCUGAUGAAUCCAUGGAAUUAAAGAAAUUAGAAGGUUUAAAGCUUAGUGCUGAAAUGCUAUUCUUUCCUUACUUUUUCCCCACCUCUUGACAGUCUGCAAAUGUCCGGACCUGUGGCUUGUCCUGUACUACAUGCUGCAAUAGCUACUAUAAAUGCCCAUGUACUGAACUGCUGUCUUUUCAGUGCACACAGCAGCUCACCCGAUUAUGCACUCCCAAGAACAGCGUCUUCCCACCUAGACUGCUGGUUUGGAAAGGAGAGGUAUAUUAAGCAGAUGAAGCUUGGAAGUUAAUCUGCUCAGGAAGUUAUAUUCCAGGUGUCAGAGAUGUACACGUCCUCAUGCUCUGGACAAAGCUUUUAUUCAGCAAUGAAAAAUGGACUAAAAUACAGUCUUGACUAAAUUGUAAUGUCCUUUUUCCUGCUGAAGUUGGCUUUGAACUGCGGAGCCUAAGUGCAGUCUUGGGUCUGGGCUCCAGAAAGCCGUGUGCUUCCUGGCCAGCCAAACAGCCAGCAGAAAGCAGAUGGGCGAGAAACCAAGUGCAUGCAUUUUUUCCAGUUGAAUUUGUUCAUCCCUCUCUCCAAACAUAAGUCCGUUAUGUGUUGGCCUCUAAUGGACUAUGUGAAAGGUGGUUUAUGUUCUCAGCAUCUGCUAAUUGACCUGGCCAAUUGUUAUCCCCUGUGGUGGAAAGAGUGGGCUGGUCUUUUACAAAAUGGAAAUAGAAGGGCCAGACUUCCAGGUACUUUCAGGACUGUACAGACAACAGUUAGGUGCUGAUUCCCUGCAAAUAGGGAAAGAGAUGCCUGGUGGUGACUGAUCUCUUGAUUGGAGGAGAAAAAGAUUUGUUGAAUUAGGUAUUUAAAAAAAAAAAGUUUUCUUUUUAAGCUUGCUUAGCUACAUCUGGGCAAGUAAGCUGGAACUUGAUUUUUUU